This is a messenger RNA of Pelodiscus sinensis (Chinese soft-shelled turtle), 3836 nucleotides long. RefSeq names its product NUAK family kinase 1 (gene NUAK1). Gene Ontology annotation, cellular component: cytoplasm. Lineage: Eukaryota; Metazoa; Chordata; Testudines; Trionychidae. Gene Ontology annotation, biological process: microtubule cytoskeleton organization; protein phosphorylation; intracellular signal transduction. The record is from RefSeq and is a predicted model, not a curated record. Gene Ontology annotation, molecular function: tau-protein kinase activity; ATP binding.
AUGCCAAUGCAGAAAGCUGAAGGGUGUGCCCAGUGUUUUUCUAAAAGUUCUAAUUACACAGAAACCUUACAGAGCUGUAGGGCUCCCUGCCCUGAGGUGACAGCCGCGCCGCCGGCGCCGGAGCUGAGGAAGCAGCAAGGGGUGAAGCGGCAUCACCACAAGCACAACCUGAAGCAUCGCUACGAGCUGCAGGAGACGCUGGGCAAGGGCACCUAUGGCAAAGUGAAGCGGGCCAUCGAGAGGUUUUCCGGCAGAGUGGUUGCAAUAAAAUCCAUUCGUAAGGACAAAAUUAAGGAUGAACAAGAUAUGGUUCACAUCAGACGAGAGAUUGAAAUCAUGUCAUCCCUCAGCCAUUCUCAUAUCAUCACUAUAUUUGAAGUAUUUGAAAAUAAAGAUAAGAUUGUGAUCAUCAUGGAGUAUGCAAGCAAAGGGGAGUUGUACGAUUACAUCAGUGAGAGGCGGAGGCUGAGCGAGAGGGAGACAAGACACUUCUUCCGGCAGAUUGUCUCCGCUGUACAUUACUGUCACAAGAACGGUGUUGUCCAUAGGGACCUAAAACUGGAAAACAUCCUUCUUGAUGACAAUUUUAACAUUAAGAUUGCAGACUUUGGGCUCUCCAACCUCUAUCACAAAGACAAGUUUCUGCAGACCUUUUGUGGGAGCCCAUUGUAUGCUUCCCCAGAAAUUGUUAAUGGAAGACCCUAUCGAGGCCCAGAGGUCGACAGCUGGGCCCUUGGUGUAUUGCUUUACACUCUGGUUUAUGGAACGAUGCCCUUUGAUGGCUUUGAUCACAAAAAUCUAAUCCGGCAGAUCAGCAGCGGAGAAUAUCGUGAGCCAACACAGCCCUCAGAUGCUCGUGGUCUGAUCAGGUGGAUGCUGAUGGUGAACCCUGAGCGCCGAGCAACCAUUGAAGACAUAGCCAAUCACUGGUGGGUUAAUUGGGGCUACAAGAGCAGUGUUUGUGACUGUGAUGCCUUGAGAGAUUCGGAGUCCCCACUGCUGGCUAGGUUUAUUGACUGGCACCACCGUUCAACAGGCCUCCAACCAGAAACUGAUACCAAAAUGAAGUGCCUUUCCAAACCCAAAGGUUCCGAAGUUACGCUGGAGCGACAGAGGUCCCUGAAAAAAUCAAAGAAGGACAAUGCUGUUGUGCAAUCAAUCCAGGAAGGAGGAGCUGAGAACACCUCCAAACCAAGCUCUAAGAGGCCCAAAGGCAUCUUGAAGAAAAGGAGCAACAGUGAGCAUCGGUCUCACAGUGCAGGGUUCAUCGAAGGAGUGGCUAACCCAGUGUUACCCUCCACUUUUAAGAUAGAGCAAGAACUGUGUAGGACUGGUGUAGUCAUUAAGAGUGCCAUAGAGGGAGAGAUAGCAAGCAAAUAUGGCACUAAAACGUCUUCCCUCAUGCCAAAAAAAGGAAUCUUAAAGAAGACUCAGCAGAGAGAGUCUGGCUAUUACUCUUCUCCAGAACGAAGUGAAUCUUCUGAAUUGUUGGACAAUAAGGAUGAGACAGGAAACAGUGACACUUCCCCAGACAUCACUGAAACUCCAAGAAUUGGGUCUCAUAGCCAUUCCUACAGACGCAAGGGAAUCUUAAAACACAACAGCAAGUAUUCCACCAGUACCAUUGACUCUGCUUUGGUCAGUCCCGAAACAUCAAUGGUAGAAGCAAUGGAAGAAGGGAUCCUGCCUGGGGAUGGAUUAUCUCGAAGUUACAGUCGCCCUUCUAGUGUGAUUAGUGAUGACAGUAUUAUUUCCAAUGACUCCUUUGACUUGCUAGAUUUACAAGAGAGCAGGCCAAACAGGCAAAGGAUCCGGAGCUGUGUCUCUGCUGAAAACUUCCUUCAGAUCCGAGAUUUCGAAGGACUCCAGAACCGCCCCCGCCCACAGCAUCUGAAACGUUACCGAAAUCGGCUGGGGGACAGCAGUUUUUCCCUUCUAACGGACAUGGACGAUGUGACUCAGGUCUAUAAGAAGGCGCUGGAGAUCUGCAACAAACUCAACUAGCACAGUGGAGAUGGUGGGAAGGGAAGGGAGUUGUCGUGUACCUUUAUGAUGGAGUUAGCCUGGUUACCAAUUUGCUGACAGUGAUAGGGUCAUCCAAAUGGACUUGAAUGUGCAAGCCUGAAAACCUUGAGAUACAUAAAACCUCCAAGUCUUCUCUUGAACAUUAUGCAAACUCUCUUUUAGUUUGCUUUACUGAAGUAUGACCUAGUUUCCCAAGAAAAUAAUUCAUAUGUGAUACAAACAUACAGGGCCUGGAUCAGUGGGCUCGUGCUCCGUGAUGGAGAUUUAUAAGUACUGUGGUCAUACAAACAAGCAAACAAACAAAAUCAGGAUCUGGCAGCCAAAAGCAUAACAUAAAUUCAGAUUGGAAAUAAGGCAUGUAUUUUUAACAGCGAGGGUAGUUAACUAGUUUACUGAAGUGCUGUAUUUUUCAUCACUGAAAUCUUUGCCGAUAUUGGAUGUCUUUCUAAAACAGGGGUGGGGAAUGCUUUUUGGGUCGGGGUUGCUGACCCACCAAAAAAUCAGUCGGGGGCUGUAUGCAAGUGAGAAGCAAAAACAAAAACCCACUCCCAUAUUCCCCUCACACAUAUGCCCCUGGGGGCCCAGAUUAGUAGAUUAUGUGUGCUCUGGCCCCCCAGUGGAGUGAUUGGAGCGCCAGCAUGGGGGCCUCAGUGUGGGGGUGGGCACUGAGCCUCAGGGACCAGAUCCAGGCAAGCUGUGGUUUCCCACCCCUGUUCUAAAAGAUAUACUCCAGUUCAGUCCAAAGUUCUUUGACUUGAUGCAAGAAUUACAGGGUGAAAUAUCUAAGGCCUGUGUUAUGCAGGAGGCCAGAGCAGAUGUUUACUAUGGUCCCUUCUGGUUCUAGAAAUCUCAGAAUUUGCUAUAGAAAGGGUAGUUUUAAAUAGUCACCUCAGUGUGGUGUUCCUGGAAAAUAUCAGGCAUGUGGCUACAGGUUCAGAUUUUCCACCUACCAUGUCAUUCUCCUCACUAGUGAAGAGCAUAGUACUUAUGGUCAGAUAUGAACCGAUCAGUGAAAAAAUGCAACAUUUGAAACCAUCGUGUGAGCUAGAAAAAGUUGUAUAUUGCAAGUAGCUAAUUGAGUCCCUACCCCCCUGCUCAAACACAUUUAGUAGGGUUAUGACAUUUUCCAGAUUGCCAGCCAAACAAAUACCAAGGAAGAGCAGUGUUUUUCAUAAUUUCUCAAGGUUUAAUUGAGCACAAAAUCCAGAUUUCAGUCAUUUACACUGUCAGCAAAUGGUGGUGUUUUGCUUAUUAGUAUGUAUCUGAGAGUGGAUAAUAAUUUGCCUUUAGAAUGUUAGCUUAAGAAAAGGAUUGUAGCAUGUAGUAAUGGACAGAGGACUGAAACUCGGUGAGAAUGUGCCUUUUUCCAAAUAAGGUUUCGAAGUAGGUAGUAGUGGAACAGAAGGAAUUUGACCAUGAGUACUGGAAUGAGAACAGUCGACUUGAUAAGAGAUUUGGUGUAAAAAUACAGAUAAAUACCUGUAUUUGUAGUUGGUUCUACAUGAGCAAUGGUAUCAGUCUGAAAAGGAGAAAAAUGUAUAUGUUUCCUUGGAUAUAUCUAAGUAUCUAAACUUAAGGCUUCAACUCCCAUAAAGGUACCACUUGGGUCUACUGGAUUACCUGAAUGUAAGCCUCGGUUAGCAAGGCACUAUGUGUUCGACAGGCCUGGGCAAACUGGAGUCAUAUGGCCAAUUUUUGAUCUUAUUUACAUGAACAUAUGCUCUUAGGCUUUACUGGGGCUACACUGGUGUGACUGCAGACAGAAUUUAGCCUGUGAGGUCUAAUUGGCAGCAGCUUUAAUGGUCUAAACA